AUGGACGAGCUUAAGGACCAGCACAACUCCAACGCGCCAAAUGGGUUUAUGCAAGACACGCCACCAAGAGCUGAUGUCGAUGAGAUCCUGAGACGGAAGCGGAAAGCGCGAGAGUACAAGCGCAAGGUCAAAUGCGACCAGAACGUGCCGUGCAAGACAUGCGUCGCCCGCGAACAUCCCGAGCUGUGUACCUACCACCCGCCGAGCGAGUCGCAUCCGCCUGCGAAACGAAUUAACCUGGGACUCGGGCAGAAUAAUGGCCAUGACUUCUCCAACGGCCUCGUUCAUAUACACGGCGGGACAGUUACGCUGCCUCGCGAGGACUGGGAACGCAUUUGCGGCAAGCUGCAGCAAGCCGAAAAGUCGCUCAGUGACUUGAAGAACGCCGUCGGCAGCGUCGCGGAGAUACCACCGCCUAUGAACGGCUUUUCACCUGCUGACGGAUCUGGAAACACGCCCCUGGCGGCAGCGGCGCCCAUGGACGGCGAACAGAGCCACGUUCGAACCCAAGGAAUACACACACGCAACGACAUCACCGGCCAGACAAUACACAUCGGUCCCAGCUCAGUACCGGCACUCGUCAUGGCAUUAGGGAGGGGAGAUACACAAUGGGCGCCGGGUGUGCAAGAUCUUUUAGGCAAGAAGAGCAUGCUACCGAUCUUUGGCCUGGACAACGAGAGCGCUACAUAUCCCUUUGUCGAUCUUUGGGGUCUGCCGCACGGGUCCAUAGCACGCGCCCAAGAGCUUGCGAACGCAUUACCGAGCGACUCUGAAUGUCUGAGUUUCUUCCGGAGCUAUCGCGAAACGGCACACGCUGUAUACCCCGCCGUUGCCGACAUCGAGGCCAUCGAAUCCGAUCUUCUGCUCUUCCUGAUCAAUCGUGCAAGCGCACAAGGCACCAACGGCAUCACAGACCAACAGAUAUAUGGCAAAGACUUUCAUUGGAUAGGCAUGGUCUUUGCCAUACUGGCUUCAGGCUGUCAAUGCUCAAGUCUGUCGCGAAGGGAGAGAGAACUGACAUCGCAGGUUUACGUCUGUUGCAGUUUCGAAUGCUUACGCUUCACCAACUUCCUGUCGCACGCGACUAUCGAGAAUAUACAAACACUCCUGAUCCUCGGAAACGUCAUCUCAAAUAACAUGAAUGCCGGGGUUGCUUGGAGUCUAAUGGGGUUAACCGUCCGCCUUUCCCAGACGCUAGGGCUACAUCGACAAUGUCCCCCGUCAACCCCAGUGCAGCAAAGGGUGGUUAGGAGCAAGACCUGGUGGGCACUUCUUUGGCAGGACUCGCUGCUGUCUGUCUCGUACGACAGAGCCUCGUCGACCACCACCAUCGAUCAUACCGUACCCAUGAGUCAGCACACAGCGCCGGGGACGAGGACAUACGUCGAGAGCAUGUACCGACUGUGUAAAGUGGGUCUGGAUAUAGUGCGUGAGCGUCAAAGGCCACAGAACUCGCAUGACGCCCUGAUACGCAUCACCGAACAUCGCAACGAACUCCAAGAAAUCAUGAUUGAUGCUGCAGACUACCUCAAGGACUCCAGGAGAUGUCGGUCCAUGCGCGAUCAGCUCGAACAUUGGGCAUUAUACCUGCACAUAUCGUACGUCACAUCUGAGCUCUGCCGGCCAGCCAUCAGUCCAGCCACUGUCAACCUCGAUCUCUCCAAGACACUGCGCAAGACAUGCAUCGACAGCCUUACCAACACUGUCGAAGCGUUCCUCGGUCUACAAAACAUGACACCGUUCGCGACCCGUUCCUGGUCCGCUGUGCAUCGUUCCCUGAGCUCUGCCCUACUGCUUGGUAUCCUUGGCGAGCAUAACCGCAACGAACGAGCGCGCAGUCUAUUACAGAAUGUGAUUCAAGUCCUCACAGACGUGACCAAGGACGUGGAUCCUGCUGAGCUCGCCACGCCCAUCACACGGUCCGUCUCGGCUUUGGAGCGGUUACUGAGGAUAACCACGACGCAAAACCGCAAGCCGAGUGAAUCAGGUUCACAGGCUUCACCUACUAUGCACGUCUUCACUGCACAGGACAUCAACAACGCCCUCAAGGGAGACGCUGAAAAUAUGUUCUCGCAAUCACCACUUCUUGGAUUGGAUCUCGACUCCUCACCGUAUGCGCUCAUGGAGAGUAUUGUGUGGGGUGCGCAGAAAUCACCUUGA
This is a messenger RNA of Alternaria atra, 2160 nucleotides long. RefSeq lists its product as uncharacterized. The record is from RefSeq and is a predicted model, not a curated record. Gene Ontology annotation, biological process: DNA-templated transcription; regulation of DNA-templated transcription. The transcript has 3 exons. Gene Ontology annotation, molecular function: carboxy-lyase activity; zinc ion binding; DNA-binding transcription factor activity, RNA polymerase II-specific. NCBI's taxonomy places the organism in Eukaryota, Fungi, Ascomycota, Dothideomycetes, Pleosporales, Pleosporaceae. The coding region runs from base 1 to 2160 and encodes 719 amino acids.